AUGGGUUCUCUUGCUCAUGUGGUGGAGGACUGCCUGGGACUGAUCCAGGUGUAUAGCGACGGCUCCAUUUUCCGGUCAUACGAAAACCUCAAGUUCCCUAUGGAAGUUCAAGACGACGGCACCGCUGUCUGGAAAGACUGCCUUUACGACGAGGAGCACGAUCUCCAGCUCCGCCUCUACAAGCCGAGCUCCGCGCCAGCUGGCACCACGGGCCUUCCCGUCCUCUUCUACUUCCGGGGCGGAGGCUUCUGCCUUGGCGACCGCACGUGGCCCAACGCCCACAACUGCUGCCUCCGGCUGGCGGCAGCGCUCGGGGUCUUGGUGGUGGCGCCGGACUACCGCCUGGCGCCGGAGCACAGGCUGCCGGCAGCCUUGGAAGACUCCCUGAGAUUUUGGAGGUUAUCGUUGCCUAUCGGGAGCACGGCCGACGACCCAUUGGCCAACCCGUUUGGGCCGUUAAGCCCAAAUCUCGAAUCCACGGAACUUGACCCGAUGCUUGUGUUAGUGGGAGGAUGUGAGGUGAUGAAGGACAGAAUUGAAGACUACUACAAAAGAUUGAAAGCCAUGGGCAAAGACGUCGAGUACGUCGAGUAUGAAGGGGAGGAACACGGGUUUUUCGGCAAUCAUCCUUUCUCUCAAGUGUCCACCAAAGUUAUACAAGAUAUUACUCAAUUUAUGCAUAAAAACUCCAUCUAG
Molecule: messenger RNA, 696 nt
Organism: Striga hermonthica
Lineage: Eukaryota; Viridiplantae; Streptophyta; Magnoliopsida; Lamiales; Orobanchaceae
Source: the annotation of a GenBank genome assembly